Molecule: messenger RNA, 603 nt
Organism: Penicillium samsonianum
Lineage: Eukaryota; Fungi; Ascomycota; Eurotiomycetes; Eurotiales; Aspergillaceae
Product: fungal specific transcription factor domain-containing protein
Exons: 2
Coding region: 1-603 (200 amino acids)
Biological process (GO): DNA-templated transcription
Molecular function (GO): DNA binding; zinc ion binding
Source: RefSeq, a predicted model, not a curated record
AUGCUCCACCAUCCACCCAGUUGGAUUCGGAACGACACACAAUCAUCCUCCUACAUCCGCCCGUUUCCCCUGCGCAUCCCCACCAUCUUGCUCCCAACUAUUCUCUGGGAAACGUUUCGACAAUAUGUUGCCCCCGUGGUGAAUAGAUUCCACUUCCCAAGCACCAAGCAAACCUUCAUGGACACCGCGAUGGCCCCGGAUCUCGUCGACCACGGCACAAAACCGCUAAUGUUUUCCAUCUACUACGCAGCCGUCGCCAGCAUGACCGACGAUACAAGUAUCCAGAAUAUGGAAAAUGCCCGUUCAGCGCUGUUGGUGCAUUACCAAUACGCCACCCAGCAAGCUCUGAUCAAGGCCGAUAUUUUCCACACGCAAAGCAUACGGGUUUUGCAAGCCGCCGUUCUUCUGUGGACAUGUAUGCAAAACCAGGAUGAUAGCGGCUCUAUCUGUUCUAUGGUAUCUAUGCUAUUCCGCAUGGCACAGACCAUGGGUAUGCAUCUUGAUGGUGGGACCAUGCUCGACCUCACGCCUGUUGAAGUCGAAGUCCGAAGACGGGUCUGGGGUCUGGUUGCAGAUUUGCUUUCUAGAUCUGCGAUUGUCUAA